CAGGUUUACUCUUCUCCAUAUGUAAAAAGUUUGCUUUUUUUUUUUAAAUCUCCUUCAUUCCCAUCGACAUGAGAUCUGUGUUUACCCAUUAUACCCAUUGGUUAAGUUUAAGGCUGAGGAAUAGCCGUUGUAUCAGCAAUAUGACAACGAAGCACAAUAGAAACCAAUGGGAUUCAAACACUUGGUCCAGACGCCACGGUUAUCAGCUGCCAAUUGAUCAAUACCUUAUUGCUCAAUGGAUAUGUCUAUUGUUGAUUGAUACAAGCUUUUUUUGCUUCUUGAUUCAUUUUCUUGGAAACCCUCCGUCAAUAGCAGAUAAGCAGCUUCAUCAAGCCACAGAGGGAAGUCUAGAACGAACAACCUCCUCACCAUCGUCACCGUCAUUGUCAACACCAUUCCCUUCAAACAACACUAUUUUUGGUUCGGCAACCAUCAUUUUAAGCAACUGGAAAAUCAUGAUUCUGAUCAGUCUACUAGUGAAAAUACUUAGCAUAACCGUGUCUACCAUUGAAACAGAAGAUCCUGCAGUGAUCGGACAACGAGGGCAGACGGCACGCAGUCAAACUUACGUUAGAAGGCUCGGUAUACCAGUCAUAGACAGCUAUACUGGUAUUUGUAAUAUAUGCCGGGUAAAAGUUGACAAAAGCACUCGGCAUUGUAAACUAUGCAAUAAAUGUGUAGAAAAGAUGGAUCACCACUGCAAAUGGUUAAAUUGCUGUAUAGGAAAACGUAACUACAAGGCUUUUCUAGCAUUGAUCACCACAGCAUUCUUUUCCUUGAUAUGGUAUACGUCAAUUGCAUUGUAUGUCGUCUAUUUAUCCAUGUAUUAUAAGGACCAGUUUGUUGUAUAUGCAUUACAGGUCUUUUACUCAUCGGACGAGCAAACGUCUACAAUAACACAAAAGCAUCUUGAUAGCAUAUACUACAUAGGUGUGGUUUUGGCCGUAUUAAUAGCAAUUUUGGCGCUUGUAUCGACUGUCUCAAUCACACGAUUGUUAUUCUUUCAUGUUCAGUUAGCAAAGGCAAACAUAACAACGAUAGAAUAUUUGAAUAGUUAUCAAUACGCUGCGUACGAAUCUGACGACGAUGACGAUGACGACGAUGAGAUAGAUGAUACUGACUACUGCGAAUAUAAUUGUCGACAAUAUUCAGCAACAGCCACAGAAAAGAGAAACACUGAGACUAAUAAUAAAAGAUGGGUAAUCACUCGACCUUGUCAGAAGAUUCAUCGGAUAUUGAGACGCAAAUCGCGGCGUACUUGGGUUUCUAUCGUCAAAAAGGUAUAUUGCUCACGUCAUAUGCGGAAGAGACACUCCUUCGCUUUCUCAUCCACUUCGACCAUGGCGGGCUUAUAUUGCUGCCGCUUUUGUUCUUCGACUACCUUAAAAAAGCCUCAUCUUCUACCAUAUACCACUCAACGCACCUUCCGCCAUUAUUCGACCGACGAAUCGCUUGCUGUAAAUGAUGAUAAACGAAUUGAUAUGGAAGAAUUUCUGGAAAUAAGACCUAUCCGGCAAAACAUGAGUUUCGCUCAGGUGAGUAAGGUUGUUGAAACUGAACAAGAAGGACAGGAAGGCCCCAGUUAUGAGGAUGAUAUGGGCUUGGAUUUCUCGAUUCUGGACUACAGCAGUGAAUCAGAAGCAGACAUUAACACUACAACUGCAGUGGAAAGUUUACAACUAAAAAAAAAGGGCAGCAGUAGUAAAAUCGCCAGAUUGCUAGAUAUUUCAGAAGAAGACACGAAAGCAUUAUUAACACAAUAGCAGGAGGCAGAUGUUUGAAAAUGGUACAUAAACUGCAGCGAAAGGUUGAUCUUGUUUUACUUUGGAUAUUUAUUUAUGUAUAUAUAUCUCUCGACCAGUCUCCAUAUUUUAUUUCCAAAAGCGACGAUACGCGCCAGUUCAUAUCGUUCAGUAUUGCAUUGAGCUCAUACUUCAUACUCCUUGAAUAAUUCAUAUUACAUGUUCUAUACUUAAUUUAUACCCGUCGUACUUUUUAAAAUUUUUUUCAAGGAAUUUACAAGAAUGUCACCGUUUACUGAAUAAAACAGAUGCUUGCGAGCUUCACGUGCAAUACCUUAGGGCACUGACGGAAGCGCAGAGUGAGGAUAUAUUAUAAAUAAAAAAAAUAAAAAAACUUGUUUGGAAUAG
Messenger RNA from Mycotypha africana, 2150 nucleotides. Its product is annotated as DHHC palmitoyltransferase-domain-containing protein. NCBI's taxonomy places the organism in Eukaryota, Fungi, Mucoromycota, Mucoromycetes, Mucorales, Mycotyphaceae. Gene Ontology annotation, biological process: peptidyl-L-cysteine S-palmitoylation; protein targeting to membrane. Gene Ontology annotation, cellular component: Golgi apparatus; endoplasmic reticulum. The transcript has 6 exons. The record is from RefSeq and is a predicted model, not a curated record. Gene Ontology annotation, molecular function: protein-cysteine S-palmitoyltransferase activity. Bases 69 to 1763 code for a protein of 564 amino acids.